CGAGCCUAAAGAGAAUAUAGGGGGAGGAUAACAUUUCUUGUUUCUUCACGUCAAUGCUUUUGACUGUAUCUCUGCUCCUCGUAUGUACUUCUACUUCUGCAUUAUCGGUCCAAGGAGGACUGGUUCGCACGAGUACACGUAAGGUACGCGAUCGAGCGGCUUUCGAUGCGCCAACCUGAAUUUAAUCGCUGGUAAAUGCUGCGAUUCGCAUCGUGUAUUCGCAGAUUGCCGAGCGUCGGACGACUGAAGGCUCAUUCCUUGACGAGUAAACGCGGAGCAUUCGUGCCGCCGACGAGACGAGAGCACGACAGGAUGGUGAGAUAUCUGAAUCAGUCGGAGGCUAUUAAUGUCGACAAAGAUCUGUUCGAGAAGUAUCGAUUCAGCGUCGAUCAGCUAAUGGAACUGGCCGGCCAGAGUUGCGCCGUCGCGGUCGCGAGCUCGUAUCCGUUGUCUGGGAACUCCUCGAACCGCGUGCUGGUGUGUUGCGGGCCCGGGAACAACGGCGGCGACGGUCUCGUCUGUGCGAGACACCUCAAGCAUUUCGGAUACUCGCCGGAUAUUUACUAUCCGAAGAGGCCGAGCAACACACUGUACGAAAGACUGUUGCAUCAAUGCGUCGAGAACGACAUUCCCGUGUUAGAGAAUCGUUGCGUAGACGAAGCGACGAACCCUACGAUCUUACAGGAUUACACGAUCAUAAUAGACGCUCUCCUCGGAUUUAGUUUCAAGCCACCAGUGAGAGAGCCGUUUGUUCGUAUCAUUGACAUGCUGAGGAACACAACUGUGCCUGUCUGUAGCGUAGACAUACCUUCAGGCUGGGAUGUUGAGAGCGGCCCGCCGGAGGAAGGUGGUAUAAAGCCUCAGAUGUUGAUAUCUUUGACGGCACCGAAGAUGUGCGCCUCCAAGUUCGAGGGGAGAUUUCAUUACUUAGGCGGACGAUUCGUGCCGAAAAAGUUAGAGGUGCAAUAUGGUCUAGAUCUGCCAGCCUAUGCUGGUACAGAUUUUGUUAUUCGACUGCGAUAAUAAAGGCUUGCGACCAAAGAGACUAGAACUGCGUUCGAGUACAUCAUUCCGAGCUGAUCUUAUCCUGUCGAGCGCUCAAAAUUAUAAAGAUGUUAACGUUAAGGUAUAAUUCUCACCAUAAGUGGUUCUUCAAAUCAUUUACGGAUUAUGCGUAGAAUGAUUUUCCAAGUACUUUUUGUACCAGAAUAACGUUCUCGAACGCGGUUCAGUAUGUUUGUCUUUCUGCUAUAUCAAGUGAUAAAAUUGUAAUUGUGUUAUUGAAAGAAUUUAAAGUAAUUUUAUAUGGCCAUUCUAUUGUUACUCUUUUACGUAUAUAUGUAUUCCAUCUUCAAUUGCAACAUCAUUUACGAGGCGAAAGUUCCUCCGAUCGCGUCAUCGCGACGCUACGAUCGUGGAGAUCGCGCUGCGACAUCGAAACAUUUGUAAAAAUACAAACGAUUCAAAUUCUA
This is a messenger RNA of Dinoponera quadriceps, 1472 nucleotides long. RefSeq names its product NAD(P)H-hydrate epimerase (gene Naxe). Bases 196 to 1023 code for a protein of 275 amino acids. The transcript has a single exon. The record is from RefSeq and is a predicted model, not a curated record. Gene Ontology annotation, cellular component: mitochondrion. Gene Ontology annotation, molecular function: NAD(P)HX epimerase activity. Lineage: Eukaryota; Metazoa; Arthropoda; Insecta; Hymenoptera; Formicidae.